Molecule: messenger RNA, 2437 nt
Organism: Harpegnathos saltator (Jerdon's jumping ant)
Lineage: Eukaryota; Metazoa; Arthropoda; Insecta; Hymenoptera; Formicidae
Gene: C1q-VP
Product: C1q-like venom protein
Exons: 3
Coding region: 153-641 (162 amino acids)
Molecular function (GO): protein binding
Source: RefSeq, a predicted model, not a curated record
AAAAAGCUGGUGCUGGCGUGCGAUUCACUAGUCCGGACUAGAAGGUGAUAUAAAGGCGCACGAGGGCUCCGGCUUGAUCUGACUUGACUAUAACACGGAAGGAACAGCCUGACAGCGGGAAGCCCGUCGCUGCCACACCACUUUUUACCAUCAUGGUGGUGUGGGCGAUGCUGAUAUUGGCAGCGGCCACGUUGACCGAUGCAGCGGUACCAGAUCCACCGGAAAAUCCCGGCAUUACUACAAUUGGCUCCAAGAAACUGGCGACUGCUGCUGAUUGUGCCGGACUAGUCGCCUUUUCUGCCACCCAAGGCUCGGUAGUUGAAGCUAAACUCGUCCUAUCCGAGACUUUAGUGGAUAAAGGAGUCGGUUACGCCGCUCAGACAGGGAUCUUCACCACGCAUUGUCCAGGUCUCUACCAAUUCAGUUUCGCCGGAUACGGUAGCACGGACCUACGGCUGACGCUGAAACGUAAAUUGAACCAAUCCGACAGCUGGAGACCGAUUGUCAGUGUCGGUCCAGGCGGAGGAAGCAAUCUUGUUCUAUUAGACGUCGAAGCCGGUGAUCAGCUUGCCGUUUAUGUUGAAUCCGGAAAAAUAACUGAUGGAGCUACCUUCACUGGUCACCGCGUUUAUAAAAGAUAGGCUGAUCUAAUGGACGAGAGCCUUCAACGAUUUCGGCGUCGUUAUUGGAAGGGCAAAAUUAAAAUGUUACCAACUGAAACUGAAUAACAAUUGGAAUAUUCAACUAAAUUUCGGAGAUUUCCAUCUCUAGUUUUAAAAGUGUUCUUUCUUGUAUUAAUAAUACGACGAAAAAAAAUAUAUUAUAUACAUAUAAAAUAAAAACGAAUUAAAAUUUGGAAUUUCACGGAUUGAUUAUAAAGAUUUGUAAUCUUACAAGUAUUUGAAUUUUUAAAGAUAUGGUAGCAAAAUUACGUCGAAUUAUUAGCUGUUCAAAAAACAAGUGAGAAACAUGAAAAGAAAGAUGGAAAUCCCUUUAUAAAAUCCAAAAAUAUUGUUGAGACAAAUGUCUAAGAUACAUUUCAUUGUUGCUCAAAGGCUCUUUCUUAUAUGCUGAAGAAAUCAGAGUUCCUAAUUCGUAGUACUAAAACUUCUCAACGCAUCUAACGUUCUGUGAUAGCUAUUUUUCUUUCCACGGUCAUUUGUUCACUUGAGAUUUUAUUUUAUCGAUUAAUUAAUUUUUCUCGGUAGAUAAAAUAAAUGUUUAACUCGUUUCGCAGUGUCGCACGUUAAAUCGUGUCAAUCAUGUACCAUUUAUACGGUACUCGAUAUUAUCAAUUUGUAAGAAAAACUUCAACAAGUUUUAUAAGCUAGCAUGAUUUUUCUCUCAGUCUCCAUCUUUCGCUUUGCAUUCCUUUCUCGUUCCUUUGAAUUUUUGUUUGCAUUAACUUCCCGCUUUAUCAUUUCAUUUUAUUCAAUAUUUUUCUUAUCUCUUUCUUUUCUUCAUUACGGUGGCGCAAUCAACUUAACACAAUUAAUUAAAAACCAAUUUUUUCCGCUCGAAACUCUAUAUAUUCUUAUUUUCACAUUUCUUCCGAUUACUUACAUUUCUAAUUUUUAUUGGUCUUUCUCAUUUCUCCCUUUUGCUAUUUCUACUAUUAGCUCUUUUAUUAUAUUCUUUUAUUAUAUUCAUAUUUCGUUCUUCUUUCUCUAAGCAUAUCAUCUUCGAUGUCUUCCUUCAAGAUAAAAUAUGCCAAUCUACGUUGCCUUUAUCAAUUCUCUGCUUCUGCUAAAAUCUUCGACUCAUACCUCUCACAUGUAUUUUCUUUGCUUAUUUUCUAUGCCCUUUACUUUUCAUUUUUUCUAUUCUUCCUAGAAAUUCUAUCAUUUCUAUCCAACUUUUAUUUUCCUUAAUUUUACGUUACUGUUUCAUUUACCUUUAUUAUCUUUUUUAGUCAUUCUUCUAUGAUAUCUUAAACUUUCCUCUUUUCAUCGUUACAUCUUUUCUAUACGCUUUUCUUUGCUUCCCAUUCGUCAAAUUUAAGCAAAAUCUAUCUCUAUUGUUUCUAUAAAUACUCAUGUUUUCAUUAUUAUUUCAACUUAUUAUUUCACAAUUAUUUUACGUUUCUUUUUCGUAUCCCUUCGUUUUCUUACUAAACUUUAAUAUUUCUUUGCUAUUCUACUUAUCUUUCUCUUCUACAUCUACAUUUUCUUUUCUUUAAAUGAAUUUUCCUUUUCUCACUUUUAACUUUUAUUGCUAUACUUCUUGUUUAUAUCAUUUAUUUGUCUUUGUCUUUAUUUUCAUCUGUUCUCCUUUUUCUAUCUAUUUACUGUCUAUCUACAUAUCUUUCUAUCAUUCCAUAUACCUGUAUUUAUAUCUUUUUCUAAAUUUUAUUAUAAUACAUGUUACAAUUGCCCGCUAUCACAGCAGUUACGUCGAAGAGAAGACAUAAAGUCAGCGAUAAACAGAACAAAAAAAA